AUGUUCCAGGAAGGUGCAGACAACAANAAGUUGCGUGAAUUGCAGUUCAAGAUCUGUGAAGGUGAGAGAUUAAUCGGUAGAUGGGGUACUGUUGGCAUCAAGGAGGCGAUUGCAAGAUGUUGGGGCUUCGGUGACAAGGAGGGGGCCAGACUACCGCUACAAGGUGGCUUCCAGGGUGGUGAACAAGAGUGGAGCAACUGGAGCGGCGUGUAUGAGGGACUGAAGCAGUUGGAGCAAGAGCUCGAGAAGAGUGGUUAG
Molecule: messenger RNA, 258 nt
Organism: Aureobasidium musti
Lineage: Eukaryota; Fungi; Ascomycota; Dothideomycetes; Dothideales; Saccotheciaceae
Source: the annotation of a GenBank genome assembly